GAAUGGGAAAGUUCAAAAUCAAAUUUAUCAUUUGAUCACGACCUAGAAUGACUCCAAGUCACGCGGGAGACACAGUUCGAACAUUCGAACACGGUUCACGUUUCGAAAGCGAGUGACGCGAAUUUUCCGGAACACCGAUUCGAAACAGAAGACGCCGUUAAUCGGUAAUGGUAGCAUCUUAUGUUUACCAAAAACUUUGGUGUGACAAACAAUUUGUCACGCCACAUCGGCAGUGUACCCUGUACCCUGAGGUUUAAAAUGUAGCGAAGCAGCAAGCUCUGGUUACAUUACUAAAAGCGCAAUGGUCACGUGGGCACAACAAGUUUUGUUUAUUUUCAUUUGUGUCAUUCUGGUCUCCUUCCCGUCAACAUGUUCGGCUGACGACAACAAUGCGCCUCUACCGUACGGAGAUCUCUUCACUAAGGAGGAAGGCCACUUCUUCGGUCCUGACUUUAUAGUGGCGUACAACAGCAUAGACGCAGACGAGUGUGCCCGCCGCUGUCUGCAAGGUUACGGCAGUUACGACAGCGUCAACCCGCCAUGUCUGUCCUUCAACCAUCGCCCCGCGGGAUCGCCAGAGGGCGGCAGCGCACGGUGUUGGCUCCAUAGUAGUAACGCGGACACGGCGGUACUGAGCUCUGAGUGGGACAACUGGCCUCAUCGAAAUUACUACCAGAGGAAAGCUCAUCUAUCGUACGAAGAACUCUUCACUAAGGAGGAAGGCCACUUCUUCGGUGAUAAUCCUGACUUUAUAGUGGCGUACAACGACAUAGACGCAGAAGAGUGUGCCCGUCGCUGUCUCAAAGGUUACGGCAGUUACGACGGCGUCAACCCGCCAUGUCUGUCCUUCAACCAUCGCCCCGCGGGAUCGCCAGAGGGCGACAGUGCACGGUGUUGGCUCCGUAGUAGUAACAAGGACAAGGCGGCGUCUCCGGGUUCUGAGUGGAACAAGUGGCCUCACCGAAAUUACUACCAGAAGAAAGGCUACGCCCACCACCAUGCCUCCUCAUUACAAGGUGCGAUAGAUCGUCUGAAUGAAGUCCAUGCAGCUCAUCCCCAUCUUGAACAGUUGUGUGUCUUCGCUAAGUGCACUUACGAGCAAGUAACACACUUACUUCCAAACCUGCACGAAGUCAAUUCCUACUGGUCGGAUCUGGCCUGCUAUAAGUAUUCCAGGUCAUGCAGGGUCGAUGGACAGUGGUCGGAGUGGGGUCCGUGGAGCGACUGUUCAGUAGGCUGCGGACAGGGCUCCAAUGUCCGCCGACGGAACUGUAGCGACCCGGCACCGCGGAAUGGCGGCUGGAGGUGUGCCGGCAAGCCUGUGGAGAUCAAAGAGUGCACACAGAACAAGAAAUGUUCCUCAGGAAGUAUGUACGCUACUAGGAUGUUAUACUAAUACAAUAGACGCCGUUUAAUUGUACACCCCAUUCUCUCUCUCUCUCUCUCUCAUUCUCUCACUCUCUCACUCUUUCUCUCUCUCUCUCUCUCUCUCUCUCUCAGUCUCUCGCUGUCUCUUUCUGUCUCUCUCUCUCUGUC
Branchiostoma floridae (Florida lancelet) is the source of this 1536-nucleotide messenger RNA. RefSeq lists its product as uncharacterized. NCBI's taxonomy places the organism in Eukaryota, Metazoa, Chordata, Leptocardii, Amphioxiformes, Branchiostomatidae. The transcript is spliced from 7 exons. The record is from RefSeq and is a predicted model, not a curated record. The coding region runs from base 302 to 1396 and encodes 364 amino acids.